AUGGUAGCAACAGCCUAUCGGACAUCACAUGGCUGUACUGACCAAUUAGCUGCUCAUAUUCUUAUUACAGGAUUUACAGGACAACUCAAAGGGUGGUGGGAUGAACACCUCACCACAGAAGACAAAGACAGCAUUCUUAAUGCUAUCAAGAUAGAUACUAAUGGUGAACCAAUUCUUCGAGAUGGAGAUACUAUCUCAGAUGCGGUGGCAACCUUGAUAUUUACCAUUGCAAAAACAUUCGUCGGUGAUCCAGGAAUAUUCAGGGAAAAAUCAUCGGAAUUACUAAACAAUCUCAAAUGCAAGAGUCAUUCAGACUUCCGAUGGUACAAGGAUACAUUCUUAACCAGGAUAUAUUCCAGGACAGAUGGCAACAAGGCCUAUUGGAAAGAAAAAUUCAUUGAUGGUCUUCCAAAAUCUUUACGAGAUCUUGUUCGAGAAGAAUUAAGGACUCAAUACAAUGAAACUGUACCAUGGGAAGAAAUAACCUAUGGACAGUUAACAAGUCAAAUUCAACAAGUGGCACUCAAAGUGUGCAGACAAGACAAGAUGCUCAGACAACUAGCAAAGGAUCGAGCCCAAAGGAGAAAAGAUCUUGGAUCCUUUUGUGAACAGUUUGGGUUACCCAGUUGCUACAAAAAACCUCACAAACGGCCCAAACCCACAAAACAUUUUGAAAAACCACCUAUAUACAAAAAGAAAUAUCAGCCCAAACAACCUUUACCCAUACAGUCUCCACCCAUCCAGUCUCCUCAAGUAACAAACUCCUUUCCAGUUUGCUACAAAUGCCACAAACCCGGACAUAUAGCCCGUUACUGUAAACUUAACCAAAGGAUCAGUACCUUAGGACUAGAAGACCAAGUUAAAACCCAAAUAUCAAAUCUUCUAAUCGAAUCAGAAACUGAUCAUUCUGAAAGAGAAGAAGAUUAUCUCAAUCAGUUAGAAUAUGAUAUUUCAACAUCUUCUUCCUCUCAUACCACCAGUGACAAAGAAGAAGGAGGUCCUACCAUCAAUGUUUUGACAAAAGAUCAAAACCUUCUUCUUGACAUCAUUGAAGAUACUUCUGAAAUAGAGAAAAGAUAA
Molecule: messenger RNA, 1080 nt
Organism: Coffea eugenioides
Lineage: Eukaryota; Viridiplantae; Streptophyta; Magnoliopsida; Gentianales; Rubiaceae
Exons: 1
Coding region: 1-1080 (359 amino acids)
Molecular function (GO): zinc ion binding; nucleic acid binding
Source: RefSeq, a predicted model, not a curated record